Pollicipes pollicipes is the source of this 1431-nucleotide messenger RNA. RefSeq names its product lamin Dm0-like. Gene Ontology annotation, biological process: heterochromatin formation; protein localization to nuclear envelope; nuclear pore localization. Bases 54 to 830 code for a protein of 258 amino acids. Gene Ontology annotation, cellular component: nuclear envelope; nuclear lamina. Gene Ontology annotation, molecular function: structural constituent of cytoskeleton. The record is from RefSeq and is a predicted model, not a curated record. The transcript has 6 exons. NCBI's taxonomy places the organism in Eukaryota, Metazoa, Arthropoda, Thecostraca, Pollicipedomorpha, Pollicipedidae.
ACCUGGCUUGAACCACUCCCCAGCUGGACGACGAGCGCACCUCCAGCGCCGCCAUGCUGAUGGCCAAGAACGACGAGAUCCACCGUCUGGAGGAGAUGAUGCAGCACCAGCUGCAGGAGUACCAGGACCUGAUGGACAUCAAGGUGGCGCUCGACGUCGAGAUCGCCGCCUACCGCAAGCUGCUGGAGUCGGAGGAGGCCAGGCUGAACCUGUCGCCGGGCGGCCGGCACGUGGUGGGGGUGGUGGAGCGCGGCUCGCGCGCGCGCUCCACGCCGUCCGGCGGCCGCUCCGGCAAGAGGCGCCGCACCGUGAUGGAGUCGGAGGAGGCCUCCUCCGUCGGCUUCGCCGUGGCCAACACCUGCCACGGCGACGUUCGAGAUCAUCGACGAAUCCCCGAGGGCAAGUUCGUCAAACUGCACAACAAGUCAAACAAGGAGGUGUCGCUGGGCGGCAUGCAGCUGGUGCGCAAGGCGGACGACAACGAGACGGACUACAAAUUCCACCGCUCCAUCAAGCUGGGGCCGGGCGAGGAGACCACCGUCUGGGCGUCCGAGGCCGGCCAGACGCACGACGCGCCGCACGUGCUCGUCAUGAAGGGCCAGACCUGGUUCGUGGCCGAUAAGAUGACUACCACCCUGUUCGACAUGGAAGGCGAGGAGAUCGCCCAGCGCGUCUCGCAGCGCGAGAACCGCUCGGCCAGCUUCUCCACACGCCGGCAGCAGACUCUGGCCUCCAGCUCCGAGCAGGUGGAGGGCGGCGCUGAUGACUCGCGCGGCAGCGACUGGAGCCUCCUGAACAUCUUCGGCGGCCGCCGCGCCCUGCGUCAGUAACCGGCCCGAGUCGGCGAUCGACCGGCCGCCCACGGCGCCGGCAGCAGACCGCGCCAACCGGUCCCACCGCUCGUAGCACGCCUACUACGCCCGGCCGUCACUGCCAGCCCCCGGCCGUGAGCGCACCGCCACGCUGACAGGCCAGCCGACGGACCGUCCGUCUGUCCGUCUGCCAGCUGCUGCCAGCCGCUUCGCCCCGCUAACGGCGCGCGUUUCAUCUUUUAGAUGUCUUUGUCCUGCGUUGUAGUGACCGCUUCACCGCGAGUCCGGCGUUAGCGCCCCUCCGGUCGCUUGGUGCCCGCCCGGCCCCCGCCGCCCGGGCGGGCUGGCUUGGUGCUGCCUCUGCCUCCGCCUCCGCGCGCGCGCGCUGCUCGUCAUCCGUGUGUACGUCAUCACCCGCGCGCCCCAUAUUCCCGCUGAGGAUAUGUACAAAGUUUGACCGACCCUCCGUGGUCUGUAGGUGUAGGUGGUGCUGGGGAAGCCGCGGCCCUUCCCCUCUGGCCUGUCGGGGGCGACCGCUGACCCCGUCUGACCUGUCUGGAGAGGCCAGUGGCGCCCCUCGACUGGACGGGGGUGAAGGGUCGCGGCCAGCCGACACCCA